Messenger RNA from Fonsecaea nubica, 2016 nucleotides. RefSeq lists its product as hypothetical. The transcript has 2 exons. NCBI's taxonomy places the organism in Eukaryota, Fungi, Ascomycota, Eurotiomycetes, Chaetothyriales, Herpotrichiellaceae. The record is from RefSeq and is a predicted model, not a curated record. Gene Ontology annotation, cellular component: endoplasmic reticulum membrane; plasma membrane. Gene Ontology annotation, biological process: fungal-type cell wall organization; (1->6)-beta-D-glucan biosynthetic process. Gene Ontology annotation, molecular function: glucosidase activity. The coding region runs from base 1 to 2016 and encodes 671 amino acids.
AUGUCGUCUCACAGCAACAGCAGUUCCUCAUCACCUCCACGAGUUCCUCCUCAUAUUCGUCUCAAUUCGGGUCAAGAAGACUUGCUCAACGCCGAUGCAAGCAGUUCCUCGAGGACUCUUGUCCCGACAAACUCUAGACCGACAACAGCCCGGUCACAAUUAAGCAACGUCUACCCUUCAGAUCAAGUCCAGGAUUCGGCUGAAAGACUACUACCACCAGUCACAGGCCGCUCAAACAGAUUCAAAGAUGACGGCGGCUCACCCCUAAGGUCCCCCGUUCGCUCGAGUUAUUCUUCUCGCCGAUCGAGCUGGGAGUCGGACCGGAGCAGGGAUAGCAGAGGCUUCGAAAAUCCGUUCAGGGAUCAAAGUCAAUCAAGACCAGGCUCAAGAGCCGGCAGUGACGACAACGACGUCAACACUCAAACGGUAUCAGAAAAAUAUAAUAUUCUGCCAUCUGCGGGACUUCUCCUAUUCCCAGAGGAUGUUGAAAAAGACGACUACCUCCAUAACCCUGAUCCCAAUGACAAGGACCGAGACUGUGAUAUUUUCAACAGAAGAGGCUUAGUCAAUGUUGGUGGUCUUGCCCUGAUUACGCUAGGAAUAUUGGUCCUUUUUGUGGGAUAUCCAGUUUUGUUCGUUCUCGUCCCUCAUUGUCAAGCCUUGGUCUAUGUGCUAAUGGGCUCGUUUAGGACCUUUGUUGAGAAGAUAACGUCGUCACCAAACCCCUGCGCAGACGGCAACUCUUGCAUAGGAAGUGGUAAGGUUCCAUUACUGAAGAAUAUUCGCACUAGUCUCAUCGAUCCCGACACGCCUGAAUCCGUCAAAACAAAGAAAGAUUAUCACGGAAAUACAUGGAAUUUGGUCUUCUCAGACGAGUUCUCCAAGCCAGGACGGACGUUCUAUGAAGGCGAUGACCCAUAUUGGACUGCAGUGGACAUCUGGUAUGGAGUGACGAGGGAUUUGGAGUGGUACGACCCCGAUGCUGCCACCACCAACGAUGGUGUGUUGGAAUUGCGCUUCGAUGCUUUUCAAAAUCAUGGCUUGAACUAUCGCUCAGGCAUGCUGCAGUCCUGGAAUCAGAUGUGUUUCAAAGGCGGCAGAUUGGAGGCCAGUAUCUCUCUCCCCGGUCGUGGUGAUACGGUCGGCUUCUGGCCCGGUUUUUGGUCUAUGGGCAACCUUGGAAGGCCUGGAUACGCUGCGACAACAGAUGGCUUGUGGCCCUACUCGUACGCAGACGUGUGCGACGCCGGUAUCACUGCGAACCAGAGCUCUCCCGAUGGCAUCAGCUACCUCCCAGGCAUGAGACUCCCAGCCUGCACAUGCUCUAACGAGGACCAUCCAACUCCUGGGAAAUCCCGAUCCGCCCCUGAGAUCGACGUGCUGGAAGCAAGCGUCGGCACUCUUGAUGCCGAGGGCAACCAAAUCGGUAUGGUCUCUCAGUCCUUUCAAGUGGCGCCCUUCGACAUCUGGUAUCAACCCAACUAUGACUUCGUGGAAGUCUUCGAUUUCUCGGUUACAGCCAUGAAUACAUACAAAGGUGGACCUUUCCAGCAAGCCGUUUCGGGAUUGUCCAAUCUCAACAAUGCGUGGUAUGACGGGAACGCUUAUCAAGUAUAUGCUUACGAAUACACCACGGGGAACGAUGGCGACAUCACCUGGUUUGUCGGCUCGGAGCCUGUCUGGCGUAUGGAAGCCCAGGCACUGGGUCCCAAUGGAAAUGUUGCUCAAAGAGUUAUUCCCGAAGAGCCAAUGUCGAUCAUUGUCAAUUUCGGUAUAUCACCUGGCUUCUCUUCGCUGAAUUUGACCGGAUUAGCGCCUCUGAUGCCAGCUACCAUGCGAGUUGAUUACAUCCGCAUCUAUCAGGACGACAACGGCGAAAUGAGCUGCGAUCCUGAGGGAUACGAGACGACCGAGUAUAUCAACAAUCACUACGAGGUGUAUCACAACCCGAAUAUCACGACUUGGGCCGAUACCGGCUACGGAUGGCCAAAGAACUCGCUGGUGAAUGGAUGUUAA